GUGUUUAUGGCUGGCCGAUUUGUUGUUGCUAUGUACAAGGACUUUGAGUUUCCAAGGAAACUGGAAAAAAUGUCACAACUGAGCAGCAUUACGAUUGAUUUAAUUUACGUGGAACUCGGCAAUAACUUUCAUUAUUUGGCACUAAAAUUGGGUACUUUCAAAAUCAGCCAUUGCUACUAAAAUGUCAAAAAAUGCGACGCGAACGAGCAGCAAGAACGUCAAAACGGAAAUGCCCAGGAAGGUCACCAAAUCGCCGGCAACCACAAAAGAGUCCAAGGAGCGAAGGUCACUGGCCAACAGACAACCGGAUAGCUUGGAAGGCGAAAAAGUGGCCAAGAAAACCACAACAGCAGCGGCGCAACCUUCGACCAGCAAAAAGCCAUUGAGCACGGGGAAAAACAAGGAAACAAGGGAGCCCCUGAGCAAAAGGACCACUCCGUCCCCAGGAGCCUUGCGCGCCACCACCACCAGGCAAGCGGCAAGCACAAAACCACCCUCGCAGACCAAACCCAAAACCGAGUCUAAGUCCAAACCCAAUGCAGUUCUGGACACUUACCACAGUGUUACAGUGUCUUCACCGCCUCAAAAACGCAAAGGACAGGCAAAACCGGACACACCUGUUGCUGCAGCCAAAAAGGAGCAGAUAUCACCCACUCCUCCUCUAAAAGAAGCUGCCCCUGCUGCUCCUUCAAGAGCCAGAACAUUCACGCGCACCUUGGAGCCCGAGGAAGUGGUGGUGCUUAAGCGCGAAUCCGCCAAGCAACGCAGCGAAGUGGACAACCAGGAAUCACAGCCUGUAAAACAGCCAGUGACCUUUGAAGUCAAGUUCGAAGAAGCCAAAAAGCCAGACCCGGAAUCCGAUCACUACUCCGAUGACUUUGAGUCCUAUGAAUCGGAUUUUGAAACGGAUACCAGCACGUCGGGAAAGGAAGAAACAGAUGAAGAGCCAGGAGGAACAUCAUCCUCCGAGGCAGAAGUGGAAGAGGAAGAGGAACCGGACUCGGAGCCCACCCAGAAUCCCAUUACGGUUAUCCAUCGCGAUAAAGAUCAGGAGCGCAAGCUGGACUCUGGCCACUAUGACAUGCGGAUGAAAAUAAAUCCCCAGAAUCAAUACGAUAGUUUCGAUACCAACUCAAUGGCCAACUCAGAGCAACUGGACUCUGGGAUCAGCACCAACGAAGUGGAGAAGCAGCCCCGAAGUGGUAGUGGUGAAGCUAACGUCUACUAUGGCGGCUACUCCGGAUUCGUGUCCCAUCCCGUAGUUAGUCGACGCGGCGAGGAACUGAUGGCCAAGCUGCGCUUCGACCAGCUCAACUACCACCUCUUCGAGAUGAAGCCAUUGAGCUACGAGGGAUUCAUGCAGAGCUAUGGCAAGCUGAAUGCCUGCCAAAGGGCCACCCAGACGCAGCCGCCCCAAAUGGACGGCGAGUGCCAGACGCUGGAGGUGCACAGCCGGAGCAGCUGGACCCAGCAUCCACACCACUAUGGAGGUCAACUGGUGCUCAGUUGCAGCGGCGAUGCGGAGCUGGAGCAAACAUCGAAAUCUCAGUCGACAGAUGAGUACAAUGUGUAUGCAACGAGCCUUUCUCGCUUGGAGCAACUGCAUCGCAUGGAGCAGACUCGAUCCCAACAGCUUCAGCAAAAGAGAUUGGCCAAAACCACGGAUCUAGAACGUCUGAAUACGUUUCUGCACAAGGCCGGAAGACUAAUGGGCAGGGUUUUGGAGGGCAAUAAAAACUGGGGAAAAGCCAGCAAUCCCCGGAAUAUUCCUCUCCAGACUGGACUACUCAAUGCCCUCCCAGUUCGCCGAAUCUUUGGCAGUUCUGAAAAUGGUCAACUAGUGGUGACCGUCCACGAAUGUCCCCAGGAUGGCAACGUCUACAGCGAUGACUUUGCCAGCCUGCUAAUGGUGUGGUCGCUGGCCAAUCCCGGCCAGCCUCUGCGUCUGCUUUCCACCUGGGCCGAAGUCAGCCGGGUGGCCAUCUCUGGAGAGGCUCAGGACAUCGUGGUGGCCGGAUUGCGAGACGGCAGUGUGGCCAUGUGGGAUCUGCGCGAGACGCACAGCUACUGCUCCAAGUUGGAUGGCCAUCUGACCCACUUUGCAGCCACCCAGUCGGUGGUUCCCAUGCUGGAACUGCAGAAGGGUGUGAGUGGGAAUGUGAAUACCAUGGAUUUGGGCGCCGUGGUGGAUGUGCGCAGCUUUAGAUCGCCGCUUAAGGGUGGAGGAGGAAUUGCUGCAGCCGGAGGCUUGCAGACGCCCUACAAGGAAGUUCAGUACGCGUCGCUGAACGACUCUGGCCUGCUGACCAUGUGGACCCUGGUGGAAGGAGCCAUCACCAGCAAUAGCAACGAGUUCAGCUCCCCGUGGGCUCGAGUAAAGCUCUUGCAGAGCGCCAGCUGCGACCUGAGGAGCUAUCUGGAGCGACGUCUGCUCAAGAGCCACCAGAGUGCCUACGAGAAGACCAAGUCGUUGUUCCAGGGCAACAUCUACAGCGACGAUCUGCUAAGGGAGCUGAACGAGACGCAGACUUUGAGCAACGCUCUGCAGGAUCAGGGAUUGCAGGGACUGCGCUUCACCAGCAUCGAUACGGGCAGUGAUCUGAUCUACGUGUGCACCAACCGGAACUUUGUGCUCUGCUGCACUCGUAGCUUGAAGACGGAACGCUUCACGAGAAUCGCCGUGAACGAGAGUCGUUUUCUGUUUCCCACCUCGUUGUGUGUGCUGUCCAAUGAGCACUAUGUGGCCGUGGGUCUGUCCAAUGGGUCCGUAAUGAUCCUCAACUGCAAUCAGGGGAAGAGGCAACUUCAAAAGAGCCAUCAAAGACCCAAAACCGGUCAUCCACCAUCCGCCACCGAUGAGCCCGAUCCAGAGACGGGCAAAUCCUGCGCCAUUCAAAACAUUAUACUCAACGAGCGAAGAUCCUUUGACCAGCAGGUGGAUCCUAGUCCCAAUCCCACCUACGAAACCCGGCCCAAUACUGCUCUGGAGCUGAUCGAGCGACCCAGACGUUCCUACGAAAUGAGGGUAUUUGACCAGCAGCUGCUCCUCAGCGGCAGUGGACUGCGCCAGCAUCUCGUUCAGGCCCUGAUCCUCUCCAGCGAUGGAUGGCGACUAUCCGCCCUGACCAAUGGCACUGUGCGCACCUACGAUUUCCACCGGGACAGGGAGCAGCUGCCCAGUGAGCAGCCGGCGGAAAGUCGCAGUCUCCAGGCCACGGAUAUCGCAGGUGUCCAAAGUUCGGGACACGAACAGCAUCUGCUCAUCCUGGACUCGGCUGGAAAGGUGCAACUGCACCCACUUGACUACUAGCUUGUUACAUAUUUUAUAACUAUUUUGUAUUUCCGUUUGUUGAAUCCA
Drosophila elegans is the source of this 3358-nucleotide messenger RNA. RefSeq lists its product as uncharacterized. Gene Ontology annotation, molecular function: dynein heavy chain binding; dynein light chain binding. The coding region runs from base 182 to 3310 and encodes 1042 amino acids. The transcript has 4 exons. The record is from RefSeq and is a predicted model, not a curated record. Gene Ontology annotation, cellular component: cytoplasmic dynein complex. Gene Ontology annotation, biological process: intraciliary transport. Lineage: Eukaryota; Metazoa; Arthropoda; Insecta; Diptera; Drosophilidae.